UUGCCUACCGCCUUUAACAAAGAAGAAGAAGAAGGCGGAAGAGGAUGUGAUCAGAGCUUGUUGUGUUUAAGGUUCCAGCUAAUAACACGGCUAGGAUACAUUACUGAAAAAAUGGUGUACGUGUCGAAUGGUCAGGUCUGCGAUAACCGGAUGCAGUCACCAUGGCGGCUGUCCUUCUUUGUCGAUCUGUUCUGGGGAGCUGUGGAGUUUUUUGGCCUUUUUUUUAAGACAAUCGUUAACCCUGACAUGACCAAAGAUGGAAACAGUGGUUCAUCACGCUUCAGCGAUGGCAGAGGUCCUCCCCGUCCCCCAGGUGGCAGAAGAAAUAUUGGAAGAAUAAACCAUGGUGCAGGUCCUAGCGCUCCACCAAUGGGGGGAGGAGGAUGAGGAAGGUAAAUGCCUACAAUUGAGGUAGGCGUGGGGCUCGCACGCUGUCUUCUUCCUGAGAAGACUGUGACAUCUGAGUGCUGAAGCCCCUCUUCAUCUGCUGCUGCUGUCUUCAAACAGCUUCUUGAUGCCUUUCUGGGAAUUCCUUCAUAUAGGGGCCAGAAUGGCUGAUAAAGCAGCUAUCUACAUCAUUUCUCCUCUUUUACUUUUUCCACCUGUACACUUUCUUCCUUCCUAUAGAUAUGUCAGAUUUUAUUCAAGACUUCGAUCAUACACCAUGAACGUAACUUGUUUUGUGUUGUUUGAUUAAAAAAUACUGCUUUCAAAA
Messenger RNA from Notolabrus celidotus (New Zealand spotty), 715 nucleotides. RefSeq names its product selenoprotein K (gene selenok). The record is from RefSeq and is a predicted model, not a curated record. The transcript has 5 exons. NCBI's taxonomy places the organism in Eukaryota, Metazoa, Chordata, Actinopteri, Labriformes, Labridae. Gene Ontology annotation, biological process: calcium ion transport; endoplasmic reticulum calcium ion homeostasis. Gene Ontology annotation, cellular component: Golgi apparatus; endoplasmic reticulum membrane.